AUUCUCAUUCUUUUAAUCUUCAAAUGUGGCUUUAUACUCUUGCCGCUCUAUCAAUUUCUUUCUCAUGUCUUCUAAUAAUAGUUCAAGUUAUUUACUUUCCCUACUUGAUUUCACAAGCUGAAUCAGCUCAUGGUAUUGUUAUGAGCAAAAUUGAAUCUUUUAAGAAUCUCGAAUCAGAAAUAACUCGUGAACUAUCUGACUUCACCUUCCUCCAUGUCGCCAGAAAACGUGAAAUAAUAUCAUGUGAACCCGGAUAUCCAGGUCUUCCUGGUUCAAAUGGUCGAGAUGGACAGGCUGGAAAUGAUGGACCAAAUGGAAUACGUGGAUUGGAUGCUCGUGACAUAAUGGAAGAGAUUCAAGCAAAUCAAGAAUGUAUCACAUGCCCACAAGGAGAACGUGGACCAACUGGGGCACCGGGAGAUCGUGGAGAAACUGGAGAUAAGGGAGAUAAGGGAGUUGCUGGAAUUCCAGGCCAAGAUGGUUUAGAUGGAGAACAAGGAGAAGAAGGACCAGUUGGACCAUCGGGACCUCCUGGAAGAAGAGGAAGAAAAGGAGCUGAUGGUAAAUCUGCAAUGGGUGGAUUUGGAUCACCUGGACCGAAAGGUGUGCCAGGAGCGAAGGGAGGAUCCGGAUUGCAAGGUCCUCGAGGAAAACGCAACUACAUCUACGGCCCGCCUGGUCCAAUGGGUCAACCUGGACCAUCUGGAUUGGAUGGAGUAUCUGGAAAUCCUGGAGAAAGAGGGCCAAAGGGACCACCAGGAGAUAGAGGAGCUGAUAUUAAAUUCUGUCCAUGUCCUCUAGAACUUGAGCUUUUGAAGGGAAAACACUCGAAAUCAGUUCGUCCGUCACCACCAGCGUCUCCUUCUUCAACAUCUCAGCCGACUACAUCUGCAACAACAACUUCCGAACCAUUGUCACCUUCUACCACUAUUGUAACAGAUGCUCCAGAACUUGUUACAACUGAAACUUCAACAGAAGAUCUUGCGGUAAUGGAAGAUAUCACUGCCACAACUACAAUGGAAACUAUAACCUUUGCUUCACAAGACUUAGGAAAAGAAGAAAUUCGAGAACCAGAAAAUGUGUUUGGAAGAGCUCCUGGAGCCGAAACGGGACCGCAAGGAGGGAAUGAGAUUGAAGUAUUGAAUUAUGACGAUGAGGAAAUUCGCACGAUUGAACUUCCAAAAGAAUAUGAACAUGAAGAGACACGUGGCCCAAUAAUUACCGAAGAGGAGGACGAUUAUCCUGAAGAAACUACCACUACCCGACGAUUCCGUUAUGUCACGAAGCGUCCAAUUCGAUUUGAAUAAUUCAAAUUAAGUUGCUUUUUUUUCAAUAAAAUACAUUUAUUUACC
Messenger RNA from Caenorhabditis elegans, 1352 nucleotides. It is a transcript of the gene col-128, whose product is annotated as Col_cuticle_N domain-containing protein. The record is from RefSeq and is marked reviewed. NCBI's taxonomy places the organism in Eukaryota, Metazoa, Nematoda, Chromadorea, Rhabditida, Rhabditidae. The coding region runs from base 24 to 1307 and encodes 427 amino acids. The transcript is spliced from 5 exons.